UUCCUACUAUAUUUAUUACUCUUCACUCCACGAAAAUAAAAUGUAGGAAAUAGUUCUUGAAAUCUACAUUUGUUGUCGGUUUUUUUAAGCUACUUUCUGUCAUAAAAUUGGUCCUCUUACCCUCGGCAGAGGCCACCGCCUUGUGCAGUCUUGGUACUCCCGCUGCGUAGCUGCUGCCACUGUUUCUUUUCAUCUUCUCCCGUUGUCUUUUGUUCAUCAAGGCCCUGCAAAUCGGAGAAUUUGCGAAAUUCGACGGAAGCCCCCGGUUUCUGUUCCUCGUCUUGACUCACUGUUAAACCCUAAUUCCAAUUCUCUGUUCUGUUGUCUCUCGCGAUUACCGGAAUCUAUUUCGUUUUGAUCGCAUCGUUUGAUUUUAAUUUGAGCAUAAUUCGAUCUUCCCGUUGAAGAAAGAGGCGUGGGCGAUAAACAAUGGCGAUAGCGGCGCCGGAGCAGCUAAAUGUAAGCGAGGUGCCGGCGUGGGGUUCUCGAAGCGUUGAUUGCUUCGAGAAAUUGGAGCAGAUUGGUGAAGGAACUUAUGGGCAAGUUUACAUGGCAAGAGAAAUCAAAACAGGGGAAAUUGUUGCUUUGAAGAAAAUACGGAUGGACAAUGAAAGAGAAGGGUUCCCCAUUACAGCCAUUCGUGAAAUUAAAAUUUUGAAGAAGCUUCACCAUGAAAACGUGAUCAAGUUAAAAGAGAUCGUGACAUCUACUGGUCCAGAGAAGGAUGAGCAAGGGGCAUCAGAUGGUAACAAGUAUAGAGGUGGAAUUUACAUGGUCUUUGAGUACAUGGACCAUGAUUUGACUGGUCUUGCCGAUCGUCCUGGAAUGAGAUUUUCUGUGCCGCAAAUUAAGUGCUAUAUGAGACAGCUUUUGACAGGGCUUCACUACUGUCAUGUAAAUCAAGUGCUUCACCGUGAUAUUAAAGGUUCCAAUCUUCUUAUAGAUAACGAAGGAAACUUGAAGCUUGCAGAUUUUGGUCUAGCCCGUUCGUUCUCAAGUGACCAUAAUGCUAAUCUUACAAAUCGUGUGAUUACUUUGUGGUAUAGGCCGCCAGAGUUGCUGCUAGGAACCACAAAGUAUGGCCCUGCUGUUGAUAUGUGGUCAGUCGGCUGCAUCUUUGCUGAACUUCUUAAUGGGAAACCAAUCUUCCCUGGGAAAGAUGAGCCGGAGCAAUUAAAUAAAAUUUUUGACAUCUGUGGGACUCCUAAUGAGGAGAUUUGGCCUGGAGUCUCAAAGAUUCCUUGGUACAACAAUUUCAAGCCAACAAGGGUUGUGAAAAGGCGUCUAAGAGAGCAUUUCAGACACUUUGACCGCCAUGCCUUGGAUUUACUUGAUCGGAUGCUGACUCUUGAUCCAUCUCAGAGAAUAUCAGCAAAGGAUGCUCUUGAUGCUGAGUAUUUCUGGACAGAUCCAUUACCUUGCGACCCCAAGAGUUUGCCAAAAUAUGAAUCUUCCCAUGAGUUCCAGACAAAGAAAAAGCGUCAGCAGCAGCGGCAACAUGAAGAAAACUCAAAGCGUCAGAAGCUGCAGCAUCAGCAGCAGCACUCUCGUCUUCCACCAAUUCAGCAGUCCGGGCACGCACAUGCUCAGAUGCGUCCGGGUCCAAAUCCACCUAUGCACGGACAACCUCAGGUUGCUGGAGUUCCUGGCCAUCAUUAUGGUAAGCCACGUGGGCCUUCAGCAGGGCCAGGAAGAUAUCCUCCUGGUGGAAAUCCUUCUGGGGGCUACAACCACCCAAAUCGUGGUCAAGGUGGUGGGGGUUAUGGCAAUGGCCCGUAUCCGACUCAAGGACGGGCUCCUCCAUAUGGUUCUAGUGGCAUGCCUGGUGCUGGUCCUCGAGGGGGCGGAGGUAGUGGUUAUGGAUCUGGAGGUCCUAAUUACCCUCACGGUGGUCCAUAUGGGAAUUCAGGAGCUGGACGCGGCUCAAACAUGAUGUCUGGGAAUCGCAACCAACAAUACAACUGGCAGCAAUAAUGUCUCUAAGAACAAAUGCUUUAGAAUUGGACGAAAGAGUGCCAAAUUUGCAUGCCCUUUGGCUUCAUACUGGACAUUUGCUUAAAAGGACUACAUUCCACCGGCAUGAUUGAAAGUUACAACCACAAGAAUUCUGAGGAAGAAGGUUGUCUGCUGGUAUACGUAUGUAAAGACCUAACUAUAUAAGGAAGUUGUAUGAAGAGGAUAUGAAUGUCUGACAAACAUAAACACAUAGUUGUCAAGCCAUAUAUUAUAUCUAUUUCUGGUUCAGAAGGUAAAAUUUAUUCUCUCUGAGUUCUGUAACCAAAGUAUGUUCUGCAGUGCAAUGUACUUCCCCAAAUAUGACCUUUUUUGCUGUGGAAGAUGGUGAAUAGGUAUAUUUGUUCAAGUUUCAUACUUCACUGCCGCUGUUGUUUUGAAGGCACCUCUUAGGUCUUCAUUGUUAUGUAAAGCAAAACAAAGAUACAAAUAAUACAAUGUAUCUUGGUUUC
Sesamum indicum (sesame) is the source of this 2465-nucleotide messenger RNA. Its product is annotated as cyclin-dependent kinase C-2. Gene Ontology annotation, biological process: positive regulation of transcription elongation by RNA polymerase II; protein phosphorylation. Gene Ontology annotation, cellular component: cyclin-dependent protein kinase holoenzyme complex; nucleus. The record is from RefSeq and is a predicted model, not a curated record. Lineage: Eukaryota; Viridiplantae; Streptophyta; Magnoliopsida; Lamiales; Pedaliaceae. Gene Ontology annotation, molecular function: RNA polymerase II CTD heptapeptide repeat kinase activity; ATP binding.